AUGGCGGACCCGCGCAGAGACGAGGGUACAGACUGUCCGGAGCCUGAGGGAGCAGCGGGAGGAGAAGAUGUUGUGGAUGACCCGAUCCUGGAACAGGGAGCUGUGGUUCUCAGAGGGUAUGUGAUAGAGCGCCUCCUGGUGGAGGACCCCUCCUGCUGCAUCUCCUCUGAGGAGCUCGGAGGUCGCCCUGAGGAGCAGGAGGAGCACAACAUCAAACAAGUGGUGGAUCAGCUGCUGAGGAUCGCAGACGAAAUGAACCGAAACGCAGAGCUGCAGAGGCUGAUAAACCAGGUGGACGGUACCUGUGCUCAAGACAUCUUCAUGACUGUCGCUCGCAGCAUCUUCGCUGACGGCAUCAACUGGGGACGGAUUGUGGCUCUGUUCCAUGUGGCCUACAAGCUCAUCCACAAGGCCAUCAGCUCUAACCAUCUGGAGAACAUCCGUGUUGUGGUCAGUUGGGUCCUGACGGUGAUCAAAGACCAGCUGUACUCCUGGAUCGUCCAACAGGGAGGCUGGGAGGGGGUGAUCCGUGGCUUCCGCAGCUGGAGGAGCGUUGCCAUGGCAGCCUCUGUGGCCCUGGUGGUGUGUUUGGUGUACUACAGGAGCACGCGCUGA
Molecule: messenger RNA, 615 nt
Organism: Knipowitschia caucasica
Lineage: Eukaryota; Metazoa; Chordata; Actinopteri; Gobiiformes; Gobiidae
Source: the annotation of a GenBank genome assembly